AUGGCGACCACAUCAUCUGAUUUGAAAGAGGAAGUGAAGAAGAAGAGGAAGAAGGAGGGAAUGGGAUGGAUAGAGUGGUUGAGAGGUUUGUUCUAUGUGGUGUAUGAGAUGCCGUUCCAGAGAAUCACUGCCAGCCAUUUGCAAAUCCCAAUGCCUUUGCCUCCUGUCAACCAUCUCACAUGCAUUGUCACUGGAUCCACUAGCGGUAUCGGCUGCGAAAUUGCCAGGCAGUUGGCGGAGGCCGGUGCACAUGUUGUAAUGGCAGUGAAAAACACCAAAGCAGCUAAGGAGCUGCUCCAGAAGUGGCAAAAUGAAUGGUCUGGAGUCGGCCUUCCUCUCAAUAUCGAGGUAAUGGAACUUGAUCUACUCUCCUUGGAUUCUGUUGUGAGAUUUUCUGAAGCGUGGAAUGCACGGUUGGGACCUCUGCAUGUUCUUAUCAAUAAUGCUGGGAGAUUUACCAUUGGAGCGCCACAAAAUUUUUCAAAAGAUGGGUAUGAAGAGCACUUACAAGUGAAUCAUCUGGCUCCAUCACUUCUAUCAGUAUUGCUAUUGCCAUCCCUUAUUAGAGGCUCUCCAAGUCGAAUUGUAAAUGUCAAUUCCAUUGUAAGUCCAUUUUAUGUUGGGUUCAUUGACACAGACGACAUGAACCUUGUGUCUGGGAAAAGAAAAUAUACAAGCUUAGCAGGUUAUUCGAGCAGCAAGCUCGCACAGAUUAUGUUUAGUUGUGUCUUACAUAAGCGGCUGCCUGCUGAAGCUGGUAUUUGUGUAACAUGUGUUUCUCCUGGUAUUGUCCAGACAAAUGUUACGAGGGAUCUUCCCAGAAUCAUUCAAGCUGUUUAUCGUUUGGUACCCUAUUUUAUCUUUAGCCCUCAAGAAGGUUCGAGGAGCGCUCUCUUUGCAGCCACUGAUCCUCAGGUUCCGAAAUACUGUCGGUUGUUGAAAUCAUAUAACUUUCCUGUUUGCGCUUUCAUUUCUCAAGAUUGCAACCCAAUCAUGCCUUCUGAAGAAGCUCUUAAUGUUGAGACUUCACACAAAGUGUGGGAGAAGACAUUUGAGAUGAUUGGCCUUCCUUCUGAUGCUGUGGAGAGGCUCAUAGAAGGGGAAGAAGUUGCAUGCAGAUCGAUAUGGAGCUCAUAA
Fragaria vesca subsp. vesca is the source of this 1137-nucleotide messenger RNA. RefSeq names its product WW domain-containing oxidoreductase-like. Lineage: Eukaryota; Viridiplantae; Streptophyta; Magnoliopsida; Rosales; Rosaceae. Bases 1 to 1137 code for a protein of 378 amino acids. The record is from RefSeq and is a predicted model, not a curated record. The transcript has 8 exons.